Molecule: messenger RNA, 3759 nt
Organism: Ipomoea triloba (trilobed morning glory)
Lineage: Eukaryota; Viridiplantae; Streptophyta; Magnoliopsida; Solanales; Convolvulaceae
Product: ubiquitin carboxyl-terminal hydrolase 1
Exons: 3
Coding region: 346-3468 (1040 amino acids)
Biological process (GO): protein deubiquitination
Cellular component (GO): nucleus; cytosol
Molecular function (GO): zinc ion binding; cysteine-type deubiquitinase activity; cysteine-type endopeptidase activity
Source: RefSeq, a predicted model, not a curated record
AAAAAUUUACAGUAAAUACAGUGGGAUUUUUACCCCAGUAGAUUAUAGAUUCAUAGGGAUACACAAAUCUCCCUCCCAAAUUUUCACUUUUUCACCAUUGUUUUCUUCUCCCUAUUUUUUCACCAUUGCCGCUAAUCACCCUGCAAGUUAUAGUGGCAGCACCAUAGAUUCACAGGGUUGUGCGGCAAGAACAGCAAAAACCCUCAACUUCAUCCAUCACACCUUUUCUGUCAAAUUUUCCGUCGGGGAAUCUAAUCCUUCAUAAACUCCCCCCUUUUACUCGGACUAUUAGCAGAUUCGUGAAGAGAUUUUCAAACUUUUUUCUCUUUUAUUUUUUCUGGUUAAAUGGGGAAAAAGGUUAAGAAGAAGGCUAGAAGUGGUCAAAAGGAGAAACGGGUUGCUGCUGGAUCUCCUAACGCUACUCCUCAACAGAGUACACAAAAUACUGAAGCUCCAGAAGAUGUAACUGUAGUUGCUAAAGAGAGAAAAGCAUGCCCCCAUUUCGAUAAAGCCGUUAAUCUUGAGAAAGUUUCUGCAAAACUUGGUUCGUCAGAAUCUAUUACGUGCGAAGAAUGUUUAGGUGGUGCUGGUGAUAAGCGGCCUGGUAAGGGGAAGAAUAAACAUGGGAAAAAGAAGGCAGGCAUGGAUAAAGCUAUAUGGGUUUGUUUAGAAUGUGGUCAUUUUUCAUGUGGAGGUGUUGGUUUGCCUACGACACCUCAAAGUCAUGCCGUUGGGCAUGCAAAGAAACAUCGUCAUGCACUGGCUGUCCAGUUUGAAAAUCCCCAGCUUCGUUGGUGUUUUACUUGCAGUACACUUAUUCCAGGCGAUAAAGAAGAUGACAGUGGUGAACAUAAAAAGGUAAUACAAGACAUAGUGAAACUAAUUAAAGGAACGCAACCUGAGGGUACUAAUUUAGAUGCUGAGGAUGCGGUGUCUGGGAGUGGGAGUGCGAGUGUCACUAGUGGUGUCAUAUCAAAACAUUCUGCAUCUGUUGGCUUGAAUGGGAAAGGUGGUUAUUCUGUCAGAGGAUUUAUUAAUUUAGGGAAUACUUGUUUUUUUAAUUCAGUAAUGCAGAACCUUAUUGCCAUUGAUAAGUUGCGGGACUACUUUCUUAGGUUGGAUGGUUCAAUUGGUCCUCUUACUGCUUCUAUGAAAAAGCUCUUCACUGAGACAAACCCUGAAGCUGGCUUGAGGGGUGUUGUAAAUCCAAAAUCUCUUUUUGGUUCAAUAUGUUCUAAGGCCCCUCAAUUUCGAGGAUACCAACAACAAGAUAGCCAUGAGUUGCUUCGAUGUUUGCUUGAUGGCUUAAGUACUGAAGAACUUACUGUGAGUAGAAAAAUUCAUGCUUCCAAGGAAGGUGACAAGUCCCCAAGUGCAGAUCCCACUUUUGUUGAUGCCAUCUUUGGGGGGCAACUUUCUAGCACAGUUAGUUGUCUAGAGUGUGGGCACUCCUCGGUAGUCUAUGAACCAUUCUUGGAUGUCUCAUUGCCAGUUCCAACUAAGAAGCCUCCAUCUAAGAAAUCUCAAACAGUAACUCGAGGAAAAAAACCAAAACCUCCCCCAAAGAGAAGUGGAAGGAUCAGUGCAAAAGCUAGCAAAUCUAUAAUGUCUCCACCUGCUCAGAGUGUUCCAGACAAUGGCAGGACAUCUUGUGGUUCAUCACAUUUGAGUACACCUGUUCCAGAACCUGCAGUGGUUCCUCUCGGAGAUGCACCAUCAGAUUCCCUUGAUGCAAGUACUGUGGCCGAUAACAUGGGUUUAAUUUCACAUGUACCCUUUGCCACUCAGGAAUCUGAAAAUAAUAGAAUAGAUGAAGCAGAAACGUUAACCUCCACAGAUAAUUUUACAUGGUUAGAUUAUCUUGAGCCAGAUUAUGAAGAUUUAACUUUACAAAGUGACAACAUUUCAACAAGUAAGUGCUGUGGGAAUGAAAAUUCUGUUCAGCAAGAUGUAUCCUUGCAGAAGAAUUUGGAACCUAAUUUAGAGACAUCUUCUUCAGACAAUUUGGCAAGCUUGAGUAAUCAGGGACAAGAUAAAGUGUUACAUAACCAUGAUAUUGCUUCUAAAUUUAACGAAAUAGCACUAUUUGGAGAUUCUGGAGCCAGGGAUGCAACUCAAACUCACAAUAACACAGAAUCCUGUAAUCAAAUUUCCUUUGCAGAGUCAAACAUGGGAAUCAAUUCUUCUACACCAUGUUUGGAAGAUGAAGCACCCUUACAGGUACAGGAUUCAGAAAUAUUGUUGCUUCCAUACACAGAAGAAACCUCAAUUUCAUGUGAGGUACCAAAAGGAGAAUGUGAGGUUUCAUCUGUAGCUGGUUGCAAACAAGAUGUAGUGGACUUUGAUGGCUUUGGAGGCUUAUUUGAUGAACCUGAGGAGACUGCAAGUUGUUCUGUGAAGCCCUUGUCGAAUAGUGGUGCCUCUGACACAAAAGAACUUGGACAAGCUGGUUUUGUUGUUGGGAACAGCAGCGACUCUGAUCCAGAUGAGGUUGAUAAUAGUGAUGCUCCUGUGUCUGUGGAGAGUUGUUUAGCUUAUUUUACAAAGCCUGAGAAGCUUACCAAAACUGAGCAUGCCUGGCAGUGUGAAAAUUGUUCAAAAAUUCUGCAAGAACAAAAGAUGAGAGAGAGGAAGGGGUUGCUGAAACAUAGAUGUGAGAUUUUGGUGAAUGGGUACGGAGAUAUAAAUUCUAGUGAUACCCCUCCAGAGCUUGCAGUUGCCAAUGGAAAUAUGGAAGGAAAUGUAUUGGAUUCUAUUGAUCAUAGCUCGUUGUCUCAAAAUGGAGAAAGUAAUGGCCAUGUCAACACUGUACACAAAGUUAAUCAGAAAGCUGAGGCAGAUGCUGUAUCAUCACAGUCAGAAGACGCCUGUCCUGAUCCAUUAGAGUCUUCAGGGCAGGAUAAAUCUUAUAGUCAGUUGAGUUAUAGCUACAAAAACAAUGACAUCUGCAGCUCUAGUGAGGAUCCUCGUGAUGGAUGCCACAAUACUGAAACUAUGGAGGGAACUGACCUGUCAUCUGGAAAAUCUAAACCAGAUGAAAUUGAGGAUGAGGAGAUGGACUCUGAAAUUGUCAAAGUGGAAAGAGAUGCAACUAAGAGGAUCCUCAUCAAUAAGGCCCCUCCAAUCUUGACUAUACAUUUGAAGAGAUUCAGCCAAGAUGCUCGAGGCCGGUUAAGUAAAUUGAGUGGCCAUGUUGAUUUCAAGUAUACGAUUGAUCUUAAACCAUAUAUCGAUCCCAGCCGCUUAGAGAAAGAGGCGUACAAAUACCGAUUGCUUGGAGUGGUGGAACAUUCAGGGACUAUGAGGGGAGGGCAUUAUGUUGCGUACCUAAGAGGCAAGAAGAGCACAUCGCAAACUGAGAAUGGAGAUUUUGUGUGGUAUUACGCCAGUGAUGCUUAUGUGCGCGAGGUUUCUUUGGAAGAAGUUCUACGCUCCGAGGCAUACAUUUUGUUUUAUGAAGAAGUUUGAAAUGAAUAUCAUAUACCCAAUUUGAUAUUAUUUGAUUAUUUUUAAAGUUUCAAAGGUUAAAGUGUUCCAUAUGAGAGAGGGGGGUAAAGAGGGGGAGAGAGAAGUGUAUUACUGGUUGCAUUCACAUUGUAUUUCUUGCCCAGUUUUGUUUUAUAAAUUUUGUUUGAUCAAUGAGCCUCUAAAGAUGUAUUUUCUUUAGAAAGGAAAAGAAAUUGUUUUUACACUCAUACCAUUUCUAUUUGUGUACAAGGAAUUACUUCUUCUUCUAAAUUUAUUUAACUUCUUACCAAA